Symbiodinium natans is the source of this 377-nucleotide messenger RNA. The record is from the annotation of a GenBank genome assembly. NCBI's taxonomy places the organism in Eukaryota, Dinophyceae, Suessiales, Symbiodiniaceae.
AUGGCGAUGGAUGCUGUGAUGCUCGGUGCCGCCAUCCGCGCGUGCGGCAAAGCUUCGCUGUGGCAAGCCGCGUGGGCCUUGCUUUUUGAGGCGCAGAGUGCGACAACCAGAGCCAGCUUGAUUGCGUUCAACUCCGUCCUUGCUGCCUGCGAAAAUGCGGCAGAGUGGCAGCAGGCUCUGAGCCUCCUCUGCGAGAUGGAGAGCCUGUCCGUGAGCCCCGACAUCGUCUCCCAGAAUUCGGUCAUUGCUUCCAUGGUUCUGCAGUGGCAGCAAGCCCUGUUCCUUUUCCACGGCAUCCGAGAUCCAGACAUCAUUUCCUACAGUGCUGCCAUCAGCGCCUGCGCCGCCUCGUCCCAGUGGCAAGCGGCUUUAGAUUU